Cutaneotrichosporon cavernicola is the source of this 828-nucleotide messenger RNA. RefSeq lists its product as uncharacterized. Lineage: Eukaryota; Fungi; Basidiomycota; Tremellomycetes; Trichosporonales; Trichosporonaceae. The record is from RefSeq and is a predicted model, not a curated record. The transcript is spliced from 2 exons. Bases 1 to 828 code for a protein of 275 amino acids.
AUGCGCAUCACCGCCCUCCUUGCUCUCCUCCCCAUCGUCGCGCUCGCCGAGCACGUCGCGCCUCGCGGCAAUGGCGGGGGCCCUGGCCCGUAUAACCCUCACUAUCGUCCCGGGACUGGUCCUCAGCGCUGGGCCAACACCCGUAAGCGCGGCGGUGAGCACCACGGCGAUGGCAAGAAGAAGUGUAAGCCUCGCCCGAAGCCCCAGCAUGGAGGCGGUGAGCCUCCCAAGAACGCGGGCGAGCAGGACCAGCCGCAGGACCAGCCGCAGGACCAGCCGCAGGACCAGCCGCAGGACCAACAGCCCUCCCACACUGACGAGUCGCCUUCCCAGACGGAGACCACUCCGGCCUCAGCCGAGUCGCCUUCCCAGACGGAGACCACUCCGGCCUCGGCCGAGUCGACGCCACCUCCGGCCGAGGAGACGCCAUCUCCGGAGGACGACAAACCCCAGGACACUCCAGGUGGCGAGACGUACACGGCGAAACGUUCGACGUGGUACGACCCUCCUGCGAGCGGGCAGCCCGGCGCGUGCGGCAAGGACCACACCAAGGACGACAGGAUCAUUGCCGUCCACCAGGACUUCUUCGACCACUACCAGGGUGCGGUGUCAGGCAACUCGUACGCCAACCCUCUGUGUGGCAAGAAGGUCCUCCUCGAGUUUAACGGUGCGUCCAUGGAGGUGACCAUCGAGGACACGUGCCCAACUUGCUUUGACAAGCACGAUCUGGACCUCACCGCCGCCGUCUUUGAUGAGCUCCACAAGAAGAGCCCCACCCCGGAAAACUCUGGCGAGCUGGACGGCGUCAAGUGGACUAUCCUGGGCUAA